AUGUCUCUGCGCAUUCCAAUUUCUAUGCGCGUUAUAUAUAUACCUGGAUCUGAUUUUGAUCUCUUCGAACUGCCGAUGGCGUCGUCUGUCUGUGGAACAACAACUUUCGACCUUGCUGGACACGAGGCUACGCCGGGUAAGACCCGUUCUCCGAGUGCCGGAAUCCAGCGUAUUGGAGGACCACAAACACCGUCUGUCGCAGAAAAUGUUGACGAAGAGUACCAUUCGCGACGAUACGUCAACUGCUGUGUUCCGUUGCUGCGAGACCUGGCCACAACGAAGGAGCUGCAAGAGAUGAGCAUUCAACUUUUUGGAAGUGGACAAGGACUUCGCCACAGACGACCGCUCAGGAAGGAGAGGGACACGCAACCCCACGGGAAGAUGAGUAUCAGCUCACACCUCCUAUAUAUAUACAACUCCCUACACAACGUGUCGACCACAAUCCAGAUGGGCGUGCCCGGGUCUGCUAACACCAUCGUCUCCUCACUCACCUUGUGGUACACGCCCGCGCAGAACUGCAGCAACGCCUCUGGACUAGAAUCUUACGGAACCAGAAUGCCGUUUCAUCCCCGCACCGAAUUUGAGGCUCCGGUCAACCCAGAGGAGUGUGGGGAUCGCGGGGACUCGCUGAUGAGUUUUUCCUGGACUUCUGCUCACUGCUUGCUGACUUGUCGAUACACCCUUUUGGCGGCCAGGCGACCCGUGCUUCACGGUGGGACAUGUUGGGCUGGGGAGGGAAGUGUCGCAACCGGAUCCUCCCACAAUGACCUAACUUUGGACGAGCACAACCGACUCUCUACCCGCGAAGCGCUCGAAGACUUGUAUGCCAUGGGAAGCCCAGCCAUAAUACAGUCAACGCGCUACGGCACACUGUCGCCCGCGUCACGCACCGCACACCACGCACCGAUUCGGACGACAUCUCCAAUGUGCAAGGUAAUUUUGGGAGGAGGACUACAGCAACACCACGGAAACCUUCCAAGCACCCACAAGACGGCACUGGGAUCUGUCGGCUUCACGUCAUGCCGUGCUGCUCCAUACGCCAGCGUGCUUGCAACGGCGACACAUGCAGACUUCCAACCAAGUCUCGCCACUACGUGCACGUCGCAUUGCCGGUCGAAGCAGCGAGCCCGUCGCAGAUGA
Molecule: messenger RNA, 1140 nt
Organism: Paraphaeosphaeria sporulosa
Lineage: Eukaryota; Fungi; Ascomycota; Dothideomycetes; Pleosporales; Didymosphaeriaceae
Exons: 3
Coding region: 1-1140 (379 amino acids)
Source: RefSeq, a predicted model, not a curated record